This is a messenger RNA of Paramecium sonneborni, 426 nucleotides long. The record is from the annotation of a GenBank genome assembly. Lineage: Eukaryota; Ciliophora; Oligohymenophorea; Peniculida; Parameciidae.
CUUGAUUUAAACAUUUAAUGUCAUAUAUGAAAAACUCAACGAAUUUAGUUUCUAUGAAGAAGAGCAUAAAUAUGAAAAAAUCUGUUAAUAAUAGUUUAAAUGGUCAAUCGGAUUCACCAAAGAGCAUAAAGACUGAACCAUCAAAAGAGGAUUUCUAUAUUUAAAUAUCUCCGCGUUUAGAAACCAAAAUGUUAACUUUUACCAAUUAAAUAAAAAAACUCAAAGUAAUCUAGCAUGAGGAGUAAGAAGUACAACAAUAAGUUAAAUCUCAAAGUUAACCUUCAAAAGAAAAGAUAAGAAAUAUCGUGUAAAAACUCAGGCAAGAAUAGCCAAAGAGUCAUUUUUAUAAUGAUAUGAAGAUUUCAAGAAGACUUAAAACUGAACAAUGAUUAUUAUAUUUCAUCUGUUUCUUUUUUAUAAACUCAC